Molecule: messenger RNA, 5907 nt
Organism: Acanthoscelides obtectus
Lineage: Eukaryota; Metazoa; Arthropoda; Insecta; Coleoptera; Chrysomelidae
Source: the annotation of a GenBank genome assembly
GCACAAGGAAUUUGGUAUUUGCAAUUCACCAUUGGAAACGUUAAUCUUUAAGCUAUUUUAAUAAAUAGUUGACAUUUUUUUCUACACAUUGUUUCAGACGUGUAAAGAAGUCCGCCGCCAGCCCGUUUAGGAACUUGGUAACUGCUUCUUGCAACUCCUUGUCCAUCUUGAAUCGUUGUCCUUAAGAAGGGUUGGCAAUGACUUCCCAGACAAAUCACCAGAUUAAGCAGUAUACCAUCAUGCUGGUCCUAAAACACUGUUGCCAUGAUUUUUUCUGCUGACAGUGUCUGCUUAAACUUCUUUGGUUUGGGCUGGUGGUGUUUCUAUUGGCGAGAUUGUUGUUUUGUUUCCGUAUUGACUUAGUGGCACCACAUUUUUGAAAGCAUAUGCGGCACCUACCAUGCACACGCCUUGUGGUAGCCUAUCUUUUCUUUCAAAGCCUCAGGAAUUUCAACAGUCAGUUCCCGGAUCGUGAUUCGCCAAUCUUCGAGCAAGAUUCGCUCAAUGUUCCCAUAAUUUCCUUGGAGAUCGACGGCCUCCCGCUUCGUUGUUCAUUGUGGAUGUCCGUCCGGCCGUCAGAGAACUAACUACACCAUUUGCGGACAUCUUGAAUAUGUAUACACAUUUUCCCAUACAAUUCACCCAACUGGCGAUGGGCUCCAUUGGUUGUGGGGAAACCGGCAAACAUGAUGGUGUUGCCAGAUUUCGCCCAGCAUCACGCGCGGCAGAGUUACAUUGUUGGGAACUUUAUUUUUGAAACAACCCUGGUAAGGUGUAAUUUGUUGUACUUUAGGUCCCCUACACACCCUGGAGAGAAUAAGGUGAAUUACCAGUAAUCCUAUGAUGUUGUGGAAAUUGUGCCAGUUGAAGAGAUGCCACAACCACCAAAAGUUCAUGCUGCUAGUAGCAAGGUGAGAGAAUCACCACCAAAAAAUGUGGAGAGUUUAUCAAUUGAAGAAACUAACAAGCUAAGAGCAAAACUAGGUUUGAAGCCACUGGAAGUUAGAUCAGGUGACAGUUCUAGUACAAGUGGUACAAGAGACACUGAUAAAAAGAAUAAUGAAGUGCUUAAAAAAGAUGAGUGGGGUGAAUUUUACCACAAACCAGCAGAAAAUCUUGUCAAAAAAGCAGAACAGGAGAAACUGCGGGCUAAGUUGUUGGAGAUGAAAGAAAAGAGGCAAAUAAAUCAAAAGUUAAAAAAGACAAAAACUCUUGGGGAAAGUGAUGAAGAAGAUGAUAUUGAGGCAUGGGUAAAUAAGAACAGGAAAAAUGAACAUGAGAAGAGAGAGGCAGAAAAAAGAGCCAAGAUGUUGGAAGAAUUGGAUGCCCAGUUUGGUAUAGGAGAAGUGGUGCAGUCUGAGCAACUUGAACGAAUGAGGCAAAAAUAUACAGAGAAUGAUCUGAAAGGUCUUACUGUGCAACAUGACAUAAAAAGUAUAUCUGAGGAACAUGAUGUGGUACUCACAUUAAAGGACAAAGGUGUAUUAGAAGAGGAUGAAGAUGUUCUUGUCAAUGUUAAUAUGCUUGAUGAUGAAAGAUACAAGAAGAAUAUUGAGAACAAGAAGAAUAAAAUUGCAUACAACCCAUACCAAGAUGAUGAAUUCGAUGAGUUUGGCAACCCGACCGAAAAAUCAUUACUCUCAAAAUAUGAUGAGGAAAUAGAUGGUGAAAAAAGAGAGUCUUUCAAAAUUGGAUAUGAUAACACAGUAGUGAGAAAAAAAAUUGUCACUGAAAGCAUAAAGGAAAAAUUGGCAAAAAAGAAGCUGGAAACAAUUGGAGAAAAGCAAUUAACUAUUGCAUCAGAGUAUUACAAUGAAGAAGAAUUGGCAAAAUUCAAGAAGCCCAAGAAGAAGGUCAGAAAAAUCAGAUCAAAGGGAAAAUUGUUGACUGAAGAUGAAAUCAAACCAGAUAAUUCUGGUAUUGAAUCUAUUGGUUCCAGGAGGCCAAAGAAAAGUGAAAUUGAUUAUGAUAUUGAUGAUGUUCCAUCUGUUGAAGUUCCACAAGACUUGAAAUUGGAAGACGACAAGGAUGAUGUUUUGGAGCAGGCCCUGCAUAAGGCAAGAACUAUUAAACAAAAAGAAAAUGUCAUAGCAGAUCUAAUCAAGACUGAAAUCAAAACAGAACCUGAAGAAGAAAAUGCCGAUGUUGGAAAUAUUGUUCUCAAUGCCACUGCUGAAUUUUGUAGGACUCUGGGUGACAUUCCAACAUAUGGCAAAGCUGGCAACCGUGAAGAAGUGGACGAUAUCGUAGACUUCGAGAAAGAUAUGGAACAGAAUGAGAAAUCUGAUGAUGAUGAUUGUACCAUUAUUGAACCUAGUGGCUGGAAUUCGGUGGACCCUACAAAUCAGGGCAUUAAUUCAACACAAAUUUUGCCUCAAGAAGCGCCUAUUUUAGAUGAGGAGCCGGACGUGAGCACUGGGGUAGGAGCUGCUUUAAAAUUGGCGAUGAGCAAAGGUUAUCUGGACAAAGAGAUGAACAACCGUCCAUCCAAUUCGCGCCUAGCUCACCUGCAGGCGAAGCACUAUUCUAUCGAAGACAAGAGUUACGGUGAUGACGGCGACGGUAGAGGUAGAAGGGACCGAUACAUGGGGCCCGUAACAGAGUUCAAGGAAAAGGAGACCUUCAAGCCGAACGUCAAACUGGAGUAUAUUGACGACGAUGGUAGGGUGCUCAAUUCCAAGGAGGCUUUCCGUUAUUUGUCGCACAAGUUCCACGGCAAAGGCCCUGGCAAAAACAAGAUCGAGAAGAGGAUCAAAAAAAGUACACAGGAACAGCUGAUGAAAAAGAUGAGUUCCACAGAUACUCCCUUGGGCACCCUGAAUAUGCUCCAGCAGAAGCAAAAGGAAACACAAUCACCAUAUGUACUACUUUCUGGCAACAAACAGGCCCAGUCUACUGCACUAUCCAAGACUAGAAGAUGAAUUAUAAUUAUAUUUUGUGUUUCAAGGUUGUAACUUAUCUGUCAUCCGCAUUGUAGGAUAUUUAGUUGGUUUGACAAUUGAGUUUUAUAACCAAAUUAUUUGAUGUUCAUUGUUGCCUUCCUAAAACACCUGCCAAUACCUUCUACAUUUCUGAGGUUGCGAGUUCGUGGCCUCCCCCCAUUCGUUUGAAUUGAAUUGCUACCAGGAUAACAGAUGCCAGAAGGUAUCAAGCUCGUCAUGUACCGUCUUCUUUGAUAAUACCUCCUGUUUGUGUUUUUUCUGCGAUCCUGAUGCAAAAUUUUAUGUGGAUAAAAAUCCCACAUCUGAAUGAACUAUCUUGGCAAUUUCGUCGAAUCGUGUAGAUUGAGAUGCUACCAGGACCACACGCGUGGAUUUAUCAAGUUUAUCUCGUACUGGUGCUGUUGAAAUUGUUCUGUGAUAACACCUCUCAUUACUACAAUACUGUUAUAAAAUUUUAAUAGCUCAGGAUCGCAUAUUUGAAAUAAUCUUUACAAAAUUGUCCAUUCCUGUGUAGAUUAGGGUUUGAUUAUUGAAGAUGCCUCCAUUGUGUAAGAAUGUUUCAGUACGGCACGGGUAUCAUGUAAAAAACCUACAAAACGUCAAAAAAAGCUAUAAGAUGUCAACUAGCAGACUAGGUAGUUUUUAGGGCGCAAACAGUCAUUCCACGUUUGCUCAAUAGGAUCGUUGUGAAAGUCCAUCUAUGGAGAAAUGACUCAACUAAACUACACGCAUUAUUGGUUGCAUAGUUUUGUGAGGCCAAAUGGUCCUUAUCUGUAGUUUUUAUCUCUGAGAAGAAAGUUGGUUGAAUAGCAAGAUCGCAUCUGGAUGAUUAUGUGUAUUGGCCCGACGGAUUAUUUUUAUGUUGUGCUUCCUGAAGAGAGGUUAUCUUCAAAGUUAGAAAUAACGAAAAACUGAGGAGAAUUACGGGAAAUCAUCAACACGCCCGCGUUGUGUGUAAUUACUGUUAGCAUCUAUAUGGCUUGUAAUUCGACAGUGUACAGUGAAUAAAAUUAUUUAUCUCUCUCAUUUUUGAAAUUCAGCAAAUUUGUAUAUGUAAUUUCCAGAAUAGAUAAGAAAAAGUGGAUACGCCACUAAUUUCUAGCUUUGACUCUCAAUUAAGAGUAUUUGAGACAAGAACCCAAUGUAAUUAUCAACACAUACUACUUACAGCUUAGACCUCCAGUAAUGCCAUCUCAGAAGCAGAUUUUACAUCACAUCAGAGCGAAAGAUUGAUAACAAGCCUCAUGGCAACACGUACAACUAAGUGCUAAGUUAAUAUCUUGUAGAAAAACCAUAAUGUCAACAAAAAUCGGCAUAAUGUCUUUUCAAGAUACGUGAUACCCGUGCGUCGGCGUCGCUGAAAAUCACCUUAUACGACUGGUGCGACUCCAACAUUUUGGUUCAGGAAUUAAAAAAUUUGGAGUCGGGUACAGAUAAGGUCUAUCUUAUGUAUCUAUACAAGAUAUCUGAAACAGGUGGCUUUUAGACUAUUUGACAAGUCCACAGGUUAAGGCAGGGUGGUAAAAGUCUGGAGUCAAAAUCGAUCCCAGAGUAAUAGUGCCGAUGAAGGAUGAAAAUUCUCUUCCACUUCAGUUGGCCGUUGGGGGUCAUAGAGGUACAUCCGGGAAAAAGCGGUUAUAUUCGUAAUGUAAUCAUAAACAAAGGUUUGUGUAAAAAACAAGUAGUAAAGGUAUUGUCGUUGCGAACAUAGUAAUUGUAGCAGCCGAAACAUGAGAAGUAGCGUAAGAAGGGGUAAUUUCAGUUAUUGUUUAGUUAAUUUUUCGGCGUAUGCGCUGAAAAUAAGUUUUCGGGGAGGAGGAUGUAUUUUAGCCAUACCUUUCAGCAUUUGCGAUGUUAGUUGUCUGAAGAUAUUUUCGAAUUGAAAUGGACGUGAUUUGUCUAUGUAACUACGACCAACCUCACAGUGCUGUUUCGUGCUCAUUAGCAACUCACCAGUGCGGUGUAGACCUCUAGUAGUCCUGGAGACAGAUUCUCGGAAAACAAGUCGAUAGGGUCGUUUGAAAAACAAAAUAAUGUGCGGUUGGUGUCGACGAAAGUUCUAAGAAACCAUUGGUAGGUGGAGAUCGUCAGAUUUUUCGCCUACAAUAUUUUCGGAUUACCGAACUACGGUUCAUUUUUUUAUUAGGCCGUAUCGUCAGUCGUUCCUACAAUGGUAGGACGCAUUUCUGGCUUUCUUGAUUUUCAUAGUUGUCUACGGUUCCGUAUCAGAGCUUAAUUUUAAAGUUAUGUUACAAAUAUCAAUUUGCAUCAAAUUGUUCAUGCUUUUCAAAGGAUGGCGCUUACGCUCACACGGAAAGGUAGAAAUCUAGAAAUACCCUAGCCUUUCUCAGGAAAAGAAAAGACUGAAAAUCAAGGAGGCCAUAAAGGCGUCCUAUAAUUGUAGGAACGACUGACGAUACGGCCCGAAGACAGUGAGUAAGAAAUCGACCACGGAAUAUGGGAGACGUAAAUGGGUGAUUUCAUCAACUCUGUAAUAUCGGCGGCCAUAAGUAGCAAUAUCGAGUUUUUGGAUUUCAUCGCCUAAAGGUCGGCUCCAGUUUAAGUAAAUAUAUUCCAUCGUUUUUCACAUUUUCCCCUCUUAUUCCGUCUACACAACACGCAACGGAAAAUGAACCAGCUACCAAAAACCCAACUAGUUAGUCGAUAAAUUAAGUCUCACAUUAAUUGUUUAAGCCUGAUAUCUUGUUCCAAAGGCAAUUUGAUUUUUUAAAUCAUGAAGUCAAAUUUGCAAGUGCAUUUUCAAUGCAAAAGUUCAUAACCAGUCUUUUGAUUGGUGUAUGUAUAGAGGAUUUGAGGCAACUGAAAUCGUAAGAAAAAUAAAACAGUUUAUUUUUUAAUAUUUUAUUUAAUAAUUGUACGGAUUCGUACCAACAUCAAUUUAAUUAAUGUUAUUUAUGUACAGGCAUGUUAUUUAAAAUAGUUUUAUGCGAAUAAUAAACUCGAC